AUGACCAGGCUCAUGCAGAUUCUGCGCUUCGUCCACGGCGACUAUGCUCUGCAACACCAUCUCGCAGCUCGGCAAAGCACUCUCGAUCCCAGCUCGCAGGACCUUAUCGUGGAUGACGCGCAGAAACAGCGGUUUCUCGCCAUCGGCAUCGUGGCGCUCAUCUCGGCGGUAGCAACCCUGUGCCUGCUGUCCUUCCUGCUCUACCGGAUUGUCUUCUGGAGGAACUACUACAAGCGUCCGCUCACCCAGAACCAGUAUGUCUUGCUCAUCUUCAACCUCAUCCUGGCCGACUUCCAGCAGGCGCUCGGCUUCAUGAUAUGCCUCGUCUGGGUGUCGACAGGCUUCGUCCAGCACCAGACGGCUGCUUGCAAUCUUCAGGGCUGGUUGGUGCAGACUGGCGAUCCGGCGAGCGGAUUGUUCGUGCUGGCCAUUGCCAUCCAUACGUGUGCGGUCGUCCUGCGAGGACGACAACUCCCACAUGGUGUCUUCGUCGGCUGCAUCAUUGCGCUGUGGGCAUUCGUCCUGGUUCUGGGGUUCAUCCCAGUGGGAUUGUUUGGCAGUAACACGUUUGUCGUCUCCGAAGCAGGCUGGUGCUGGCUUAGUCGCGAACACGAGACCGUCCGGCUCUGGGACCAUUACGUGUGGAUUUUCCUCUCCGAAUUCGGCACCGUCGUGCUGUACGGCAUCAUGUUCUUCUACCUGCGCCGCCGCAUGAUGCAGGCGAAGAUCGUCCACCGCGGUCAGGAAGAGAACCUCAAGCGCCUCAACCGCGUCGUCAUCUACAUGGUUGUCUAUCCAGUCAUUUACGUGAUUCUCUCCCUCCCCUUAGCCGCGGGCCGCAUGUCCGUCGCGAGACACGUCGUCCCCAGUCGGUCUUAUUUCGCCCUUGCUGGCGCCAUGAUGGCGCUGUCCGGCUUCGUCGAUGUGCUCGUGUACACGUUGACGCGCAGACAUCUGCUCCUCGAGACCGAACAGAGCACUACCGACCGUCACUACGCGUACUCGGAGUCGAACCAUGCCUACCAGACGCAGGUCAGCACGACCAUUGGAGCUACGAGCAAGAAGCGUCCCGGCAUCGCCUCCCGUUUCCGUCGCGACGUCAAAGCCUCUGCCACCAUUACCUCCGUCAACGACGACCGAGACGCCUCGACCGACGACAUCGUCCGCAAGGGGGAUAUGGAAUUGUCCGAAAUGGCGCCGCCGGGGAUUUAUCAGGAGACGACGAUUGAAAUAACCCAUCACCCGGUCGAGCCGGAGGAGCCGUCGGACAAGAAGGCCCGCAGCAGCGGCUUAGCUGAGAGGUGA
Messenger RNA from Rasamsonia emersonii CBS 393.64, 1305 nucleotides. Its product is annotated as G protein-coupled receptor GprD. The coding region runs from base 1 to 1305 and encodes 434 amino acids. Gene Ontology annotation, biological process: adenylate cyclase-activating G protein-coupled receptor signaling pathway. Gene Ontology annotation, molecular function: G protein-coupled receptor activity. The record is from RefSeq and is a predicted model, not a curated record. Gene Ontology annotation, cellular component: plasma membrane. Lineage: Eukaryota; Fungi; Ascomycota; Eurotiomycetes; Eurotiales; Trichocomaceae. The transcript has 2 exons.